CCGCGAGCAGCGCCGGCCUCAGUUCUAUCUGCACAGCCAUACAGUGCGCACGUCACAAUGUUCUCGCGGCGCCUCGUUGCCGUCUUCGGACUUGCCGUCCUCGCGGUCGUUACUGCCUACCCUUACCCUGCCUCCGACCGCGAAGUCAUCCCCCAGCCAGUAACCACCAUCACAGAAGAUGACUUCGCCUUCCCAUGGAUGAGCAUCUCGCCCUUCAGCCUGUUCGCUCCGUUGUGGAAGCUAAUCCCCAGUUUCGCUGACAUCGGCCCCAGGAUCUACGCUGACGACGACAAGUUCCAGGUGGUUGUCAACGCUAAGGACUACAGAAAAGACGACCUGAAAGUGAAGGUGAAGGGUGACUUCAUCUUCGUCCAGGGUUCGCAGGAGGCCAAGCAAGACGAGCGCGAUGUGUUCGCCAGCCAGUUCUUCCACACUUACACGCUGCCAGCUAACGCUAGCAGUGAAGAUGUUAAGGCCGAGCUGACGUCUGACGGAUACCUGGUCAUCACCGCGCCAAUCAACGGUGAUGUUGACAAGUCUAAGGACUCAGACCGCGAAGUGCCAAUUGUAUAUACUGGAUCGCCUUACAAGAGAGAAAAGAAAGUACAGAAGGCCACGGAGGAUAAUGUUGAAGCUGCAUCGAGCACGGCUGCACCGAUAACGAAUGCACCGACGUCCGCAUCGACGACAGCGGCUCCCACUGCCGCGCCCACUACAGCGGCUUCCACUACCGUAGCGGCAUCCACCACGACGACAGCGGCCCCGGUAGAAGACAAAGAAGAAGCGACUACACCUCCAGAACCAGAGGAAGUGACGGAGAAAGACAACGUGAUCCCCCACGGAAACGAUGUUGCCCCCUAAGUGAUAUUUAGAAUAAGUAUUUAAUUAUAACGCAGUAUUUUAAUAAAUGUAUGUUUUUUUAAU
Molecule: messenger RNA, 924 nt
Organism: Manduca sexta (tobacco hornworm)
Lineage: Eukaryota; Metazoa; Arthropoda; Insecta; Lepidoptera; Sphingidae
Product: alpha-crystallin B chain
Exons: 1
Coding region: 58-861 (267 amino acids)
Biological process (GO): response to heat; protein refolding
Molecular function (GO): protein folding chaperone
Source: RefSeq, a predicted model, not a curated record